Amoebophrya sp. A120 is the source of this 355-nucleotide messenger RNA. NCBI's taxonomy places the organism in Eukaryota, Dinophyceae, Syndiniales, Amoebophryaceae. The record is from the annotation of a GenBank genome assembly.
AUGCAUAGCUUCGCGAUGACACGUGCGUGUGCCUGCUAUCCGCAUGAUAGCAUGGCAACUUUGCAGACCCAGACACAUCUGCAGUGGAUAAGGACAUACUUAUUUCCAGAUGAAGAUCCUCCAAGACCAGUUUCCGGAGCGUAUGAAACGGAAAACGCCCCCUCAUCUUCCGGAAAUUGCAUAAAAGAGCAUUACCAACAAGCGGAGGCUCUUUCAUAAGUAUACUUAGCUAGCAGCUUUGUCACGACAGCUGAAACAAAAAGUGUCAAAAUUUAGUUCCUGUGCGAGAGGGGGCUCGGUUUUCACGUUGAUAGAGUGCUUGCGGCAGGCUUUUGUGAUCAACGCGCCCGCGUUG